AUGAUCCCCAUUGUGCUGGCCUCUGUGCUCAUCGCUAGCGCCCUCGGGUGCGGUACCCCAACCAUCGAACCCCUGACUUCUCGAGUGGUCAAUGGAGAAGAUGCGAUCCCCCACAGCUGGCCCUGGCAGAUUUCCCUGCAAUAUGAAAGGGAUGGAGAGUGGAGGCACACUUGUGGAGGAUCUCUGGUUGCUGCCAACUGGGUCAUGACUGCGGCUCACUGCAUCAACACCAAACUGUCCUACAGAGUGGUUGUGGGAAAACACAACCUGGUGGAGGCAGAAGCUGGCGCUCAGGCGAUUGUGCCAGAGAAGAUCAUUGUCCAUAGACAGUGGAACCCCAUCCUCGUGGCUCUCGGUAACGACAUCGCGAUGGUCAAACUGUCCGAGCCCGUGACUUUGGGCGACCACGUUCAUCUGGCCUGCAUUCCCUCAGCAGAGAGCCUUCUUCCAAACCAGUACCCCUGCUACAUCACCGGCUGGGGCAGGCUCUACACUGGAGGACCCAUUGCGGAUAAGCUGCAGCAGGCCCUGAUGCCUGUUGCUGACCACGAGACCUGCACUCAGAACGACUGGUGGGGCGUGGCCAUCAGGAGGUCCAUGGUCUGUGCUGGAGGAGAUGGUGUUGUGGGAGGAUGCAAUGGGGACUCCGGUGGCCCCCUGAACUGUAAGAAUGCUGAUGGCACCUGGGAGGUCCACGGCAUUGCCAGCUUUGUCUCUGGUCUUGGCUGCAACUUCAUCAGGAAACCCACCGUGUUCACCCGUGUCUCUGCUUUCAACGAGUGGAUCGAUGAGGUCAUGAUGAACAACUAA
Messenger RNA from Knipowitschia caucasica, 810 nucleotides. The record is from the annotation of a GenBank genome assembly. Lineage: Eukaryota; Metazoa; Chordata; Actinopteri; Gobiiformes; Gobiidae.